AUGCCCGACAAGUGCCGCAAAAUGUUCUGCGAUGAAAUCAAGCCUGCUCUGCAAUGCACUUCUGAUCGUUUUGCACUGGGAAUGUGCUCGAAGGAGGGGGAUUUGCAUAAGUUCCAUGUUGACUAUUUUUUGUUUUCCGCGAUUACCACUAAACGUGCGAGUGAAUGGACGGAUGGUUAUCCCAUUAUUAAAGCGAUUCCUCAGACAAAUUGUGAGAAGGGUCAGUUGAAGUACAUGACUGGCAGUGUUGUGGGGAAGGAAUCACGAUGUCUGAAGGGUGAGGAUCUGACACUGAAAAUGCCAAGUGGCAAACCGCCUGUUGGUGAUAUUUGUGCGGAUGUGAAGUGUGAGAACAACAAAUUAUUGGUUAAGUACAGUGGUAGUAACGCUUGGCAAGAAUGCAAGGAUGGAAAGAUUAAUGUCACGGGCAGCUCAGAGUUCACGGGUGGGAGCAUCUUGUGUCCCAACUAUACUGAAGUUUGCAAUAACUUUACUGAGAUCGAUGUCACUCCCAUCAAGUACGAUGACGAUGAGAAAAAAAAAUGGAUGAGGAGGAUGAGAAAGCGAAACUCGAAAUGGAAAAAGCGACUUUAA
Molecule: messenger RNA, 594 nt
Organism: Trypanosoma theileri
Lineage: Eukaryota; Euglenozoa; Kinetoplastea; Trypanosomatida; Trypanosomatidae
Product: putative surface protease GP63, putative,metallopeptidase
Exons: 1
Coding region: 1-594 (197 amino acids)
Biological process (GO): proteolysis; cell adhesion
Cellular component (GO): membrane
Molecular function (GO): metalloendopeptidase activity
Source: RefSeq, a predicted model, not a curated record